Molecule: messenger RNA, 732 nt
Organism: Monomorium pharaonis (pharaoh ant)
Lineage: Eukaryota; Metazoa; Arthropoda; Insecta; Hymenoptera; Formicidae
Exons: 2
Coding region: 1-732 (243 amino acids)
Source: RefSeq, a predicted model, not a curated record
AUGAGAUCAAUAGGAUACGCAUUUCGAGUUUCUGCAAACACUGUUUCGCAAAUAAUUCAUGAAACUUGUAAUGAAAUCUGGCUGAAAUUAAAGGAUUUAGUUAUGCCAAUACCAAACAAGGAUGCGUGGACAAAGAUUGCAAAAGAUUUUGAAGCAAUGUGGAAUUUCCCUUACUGCAUUGGAGCAAUAGAUGGGAAACACAUUUUAAUAGAGGCUCCCCAUUACAGUGGCUUAUUCUAUUAUAAUUACAAGAAAGCCCAUAGCUUCAAUCUUACUGGCAUUUCAGAUGCGCACUAUCGGUUUAUUUUGGUAGACGUAGGAGCAGAGGGUUGCCGUAGCGAUGCUGGAGUUUUUGCUAAUAGCAAAAUAAAAUCGAGGCUAGAUGCAAACUCUUUAAAUGUGCCUUCACCUUCUGUAAUUGAUCAAUAUGAGUUGCCAUUUGUUUUAGUAGCCGAUGAGGCAUACCUGCUAUCAUCAUACUUGAUGCGACCUUAUCCAAAAAGUUCACAGCUAGAUUUGAAAAAAAAAAUUUUUAAUUAUCGUCUCAGCAGGCCCAGACGAGUUAUUAAAAGUGCUUUUGGCAUACUUGUAUCGAGAUGGCGAAUUUUUCGAAGGCUAAUUAAUACUUAUGUCUCAAAAGCCGAAAAGAUGGUGUUGGCCACGGUCUGCUUACACAAUUUCAUCAUCACUAAGGAACUUAAAAAGCGUCCUCAAGAAAGACUUACAAUAUAA